AUGUUACCUCCAUUUGACUACAUCUCUUACCGUCGCAUACGGCAACAACAAGAACGGGCACUGCGCUUCUCGGCCCUUCCCCACCCUUAUCACCUCCGCAUCACCGCCAAUGACAAGCAAGUCAUCAACAAGCCUAUCGAAGAAUUGGUCCAUGACAUCCAAGACUCGGCUGUCUCUCCUCUAGACGUCCUUCGUGUCUACGGCAAGGUAGCAAAAAGGGCCCAGGAGCGCACAAACUGCAUCACGGAGCUCCUGCUCCCUGAAGCUGAGUCGUGGCUUGAUUCCGAGAUCAACUUGAAAGGCCCUCUGGCUGGUAUACCAGUCUCUUUGAAAGACACAGUUCACGUCAAGGGCUUUGAUACCUCGGUUGGAUACGCGUCUUUCACUGGACAGCCCCUCUUGGAGGAUGGUCCCCUUAGUACCCCGAAAAUGGUUCCAAUGAACACUCGCUCAAACUAUUUAGGCGCGGUCCCAUAUGCCAAGACUGCUUUGCCCAUCACUCUCCUCUCUUUUGAGUCUUCCAACGGCCUUUGGGGCAUUUGCCGCAACCCCCACGUUCCAGCCUACUCGCCCGGUGGCUCAACGGGUGGAGAGGCGGCGCUCAUUGCUCAGGGUGGUCGAAUUGGCAUCGGAUCUGAUGUUGCUGGGUCUGUCCGUGUGCCCGCCGCCUGGAGUGGCAUUUACUCCCUUCGCUGCUCGACUGGCCGCUGGCCCAAGGCCGGUGUGAACACCAGUAUGCCAGGCCAAGAGGGUGUGCCCAGUGUCUUCAGUCCCAUGGCUCGUACCCUGGACGAUCUGACCUAUUUCACCCGGGCCAUCAUUGGCAUGCAGCCUUGGAAGUAUGAUCAUUCUGUUCACCCGAUAGCCUGGCGUAACGACCUCGAGUCCGAUGCGCAGAACAAGCCUUUGCGCAUUGGUCUCAUGAGCUCCGACGGCGUCAUCCCUCCAACACCCGCCAUUGCGCGUGCGCUCUCGACCACCGUUGCUGCUCUCACCGAAGCUGGCCACACCGUGUCCGAGAUCACACCCCCGUCCUCCGCAGAACCCUUCGCAGGCCUGAACCUGGGCGCCCAACUCCUCAACUCGGAUGGUUGCCACCACUUCAACGUGCCUCGGAAGUCAUUUGAGCCCACUGACCCAGGUGCCAGCCAAUUGGCUCGUAUCGCCCACCUUCCCCGCCCCGUCCGCUAUCUCUACUACCUCUACGUGCGCUACAUCCGUCGCGACAAGGUCUCCGCUACUCUCAUCCGAAACUUCGGCCCCAAGUCGGCUGCCCAACUCUGGACUCUCACCGCCAGUCGUGAGGCGUUCCGUGCCGCCUGGCAUAAGUGGUGGGACGCCGAGUCCCAGCAAUUCGAUUUCAUUGUGUGUCCUGUCAACGCCACCCCGGCCCUCCCGCAUACCGCCAUGCACGAUGCCGUCUCUUCCUGCGGCUACACUUUCCUCUGGAAUUUGCUUGAUUACUCUGCAGGCGUGAUUCCUGUGGGUCAUGUCGAUCCUAUCCGUGACGCUCUCGACGCGCCUUACAAGACUACUCUGAAACGCCUUGGCGCCGACCAUGGUAUCGCUCGCGGUGCGUGGAAACACUACGAUUCGGCCAAGAUGGCAGGUCUCCCCACUGCGGUGCAGGUGGUUGGUCGCCGCUGGCAGGAGGAACAGGUGCUUGGCUACAUGGCUGUUGUGGAGAAGGCGCUGGAACAGCAUCUGGACCCGCAGACCGGUCGGAGCUGCAGAUAUACCCUGUUGGAGAUCGACUAG
Penicillium brevicompactum is the source of this 1758-nucleotide messenger RNA. RefSeq names its product putative acetamidase. NCBI's taxonomy places the organism in Eukaryota, Fungi, Ascomycota, Eurotiomycetes, Eurotiales, Aspergillaceae. The transcript is spliced from 4 exons. The coding region runs from base 1 to 1758 and encodes 585 amino acids. The record is from RefSeq and is a predicted model, not a curated record.